AUAAACAGAAUCGUUCCGAGUGAUCUACGUGUCUAAGGAAAAUAAUCACACUACCACUCACAUCCAGCUAGGAUUUCGAGCAUUCGAUGUUUGCCCUUCCCCCGAAAUAAUAUUUAGUAGAGGAGGAAUAAUUAGGAAAUUGGAAAAUCUUGAAAAAGUACGGGUGACUGUUGACAAACAUUUGAGUUAUCAUUUUACAUUUGUGAUUGUUGUGAAAAAAAAUGGAUUCGACUAUAAGACGCAAGCAUAUGGUGUCGUUCCUUCAAGCCAGAGAUCCAAGUUUGUUGGCCUGGAACGUGCACGACUUGGAUAAAGUGAGGAAGGAUUUACGGAACGGCUUGUUCGAAGACACUGACGUAUCGGAGCCCGAGAGCGAGCCCGAAAAGGAUGAUUUUUUGAAAGUAUUUUUACGGAUCAAGUCACAGGUAAAGUUUGAUAAAUUAUAUGAUGUCAAAGGAGAUACUCUAAUUUCAAAAAUACCGGAAGACAGUCAAGUCAUGAGGAAUGCUAAAGUGGGUGAAUCCAUAACCAAGAAAUACUCUUUUUCAAAAAUAUUAGGACCAGAAUGUACACAAUCGGAAAUGUUUAACAAGAUUGUCAAACCAAAGGUUUUACAAUUCAUUAAUGGCAAGAACAGUACAGUCAUGUCUUAUGGAGCUUCUGGAGCUGGCAAAACUUAUACAAUUGUCGGUACAGAGAACCAACCAGGUUUGAUACCAAGGUCCUUGGAGUAUGUGUUCAGGUCACUUCCCCAAAUAUCUAACAUAAAAGUUAAACCAAAUCCAAAUGGUAGUCUCACAGUAUUAAAUAAGUAUACAGUAAAAGAUGAAAGGAAAAAAUUACAUAAUUUGCUGUCGUCCUCACAUCUUAUGUUAGACAAAGAAGCACACGCAAGAGUUUACAGGAAGAUGCAGGAACGCCUCAGUGGCGAGGGAGUCGCUACGGUUAAUUCCUCAGAUGUGUCCGUCAGCGUUUGGGUGUCGUUCGCCGAGAUUUACAAUGAAAAAGUCUAUGACUUACUAGUGGGACCGCCGGCCCGCGGCAAGAUGCGUCCCCAACUACGUUUGGCUUCUGCGCACGGUCGCACGUACAUCAAGGAUCUGGUCGCCAUCGGCGUCAUCUCAGGCCUCGAAGCUUAUCAGGUAUUGCAGUACGGCUUGAACAACCUGAAGUACGCCGCCACUUCGGUCAAUUCAAAUUCGAGUCGAUCGCACGCUAUAUUUACGAUCAAAAUAGCUCAAAGUAUCGGCAAUAUGAUGGGCGUUUCAUAUUUUAAUUUUUGUGAUCUGGCUGGUGCUGAACGGUUGAAGAAAACGAGGAACGUGGGAGAAAGGCUCAAAGAGUCCAACAACAUUAACACGUCGUUAAUGGUGUUGUCAAAAUGCAUAAACAUGAUCAGACAGUCGCAGAAACAGGCCAACGACAAAUUGGUGGUACCGUUUCGCGAGUCCAAACUCACUCAGCUCUUCCAGAAGGCUCUGGCCGGACAUGAGAACAUUUGUAUGAUAGUGAAUAUCAACCCGUGUUUGAAGAUGUUCGACGAAACGCAUCACGUACUUAACUUCUCUGCGGUGAUGAAGGAAAUCAUCGUUGACGAGAAACCGACGAACCCAAUGGGGAUAAAAAAACUGAAUCGCUUCUCUGCCUUUAUCCAAGGCAGAUCCACCUCUAUACCAUCUGUACCCGAAAUUGAAGAACAUGACGAGGGUAAAGAACUACCGGAGAUCGAAACGGUGGAAGGUUUGAAACGGGCCAUGAAUGAUAUGUAUGAACAAUUUAUGACCGAAAAGGCGCAAUGGGAGUCGGCCUAUUUAGAGGAGAAGCAACAAAUUAAGGAGAGGUACAACAAAGUUAUUAACGAGAUCGAGUCAAACUACAACAAAAGACUGCGAGACGCGGACGCAGAAUGUAAACGAAAAGUGCUCGAGGAGAGGGAGUUUUGGCAGAAUAUUUCGGCGCAGAACAGCGAACAUGAGGCCAAAAGAUUGAAGCAAUACGAUUAUAUCGUGCUGAGUGACGAGGAAGAUGACGACGCCGAUGAUGGCAGAGAUUUUACGAAGUACCAACUGGAGCAGAUGGAAAUGAGCAAACAAUUGGAGGACCAGAAAAAGGAAAUCGAGGAAUUAAAGCUGACGUUAUACGACGCGGAGAAGGAAUACACGAAACUGUUGGCUACCACGACCAACCAAAAAAAAAUUAUUAUUGAACUUCAAGAAGCGCUACACGAACACGAAGCGGCGCUAUUUAACAACAUUAGAGACACUCCGGAGCAACAGGACUUCAUCGAGGAAAACGUCUCGGAAGAAGUGGAGACUGAAGAAAAAGUUGAGCACCCUAUGGAAAAACAAUGUGGUACAACACCGGACAAUAAAUCUUUGGAUUUGGAAUCUGCGAUAGACGAUAAUAAAGAGAAUUUAUCGGAGUGCUUGAACGUGACCCCAAAGACUUUAUUGGAAAACAAAGUGCAGACACAAGAAAAGUCUUUGUUUGAGGAACAAGUCCUGUCUAAUUAGAAUUUUAAUUUGUACAUUGUUUUUUAUUUAUUAUUUGUAUAAUUUAUAUUUUUAUUUUAUUAUUAAUUAAUAUAUAAAUGACGUCAUA
This is a messenger RNA of Aethina tumida (small hive beetle), 2601 nucleotides long. RefSeq names its product kinesin-like protein subito. Gene Ontology annotation, cellular component: microtubule; kinesin complex; nucleus. The record is from RefSeq and is a predicted model, not a curated record. The transcript has 4 exons. The coding region runs from base 222 to 2513 and encodes 763 amino acids. Gene Ontology annotation, molecular function: ATP hydrolysis activity; microtubule binding; ATP binding. Gene Ontology annotation, biological process: microtubule-based movement. NCBI's taxonomy places the organism in Eukaryota, Metazoa, Arthropoda, Insecta, Coleoptera, Nitidulidae.